AAAGUUUUUGUAGCACAGUGGUAGAAUUUUCGUUUUUCUAGCGUAGACCGUGCAAACCUUGUUUCGUCUUCGUCCCUUCCGACUCCGGGAAACAACCACCGCAGUGCACCGGCUGCUCGGCAAUGGCGGCAGCAAGCGUCAUGCCUCCACACGCAGACCCACCACCACUAGCCACGGCGCGUGACCGCACAGCUCCCACCUCCGACCCCCAACGCCGACGAGACGCCCCCACCCCGUCCCUCCGCGCGCUCUUCCUCCGCGCCGUCGACCCUUCCCGCCCCUCGUCGUGGUCCGCCGCCGUCGCGGACCUCCUCUCCUCCGGCGACCCCGCCGCCGCUCUGGCCGCCUUCGCCGCCGCCCUCCGCGCCAACCCCGCCGCGCUCCGCCCGGCCCUGCCCCCGGCCCUCCGCGCCGCCGCCGCCGCCACCUCCCUCGCCGCCGGCCGCCAGCUCCACCUCCUCGCGCUCCGCUCGGGCCUCUUCCCCUCCGACGCGUACGCCGCCUCCGCCCUCCUCCACAUGUACCACCAUUGCUCCUGCCCGCUCGACGCCCGCAGGGCGUUCGACGAAAUCCCCGCCCCCAACCCCGUCAUUGUCACUGCCAUGGCGUCCGGCUGCGUGCGGAACAACCUCGUAUACCCGGCCCUCGCCAUCUUCCGCUCCAUGGUCUCCUCUGAGUCCGCCGGGGUGGUCGACGAGGCCGCUGCGCUGGUGGCGCUCUCUGCGUCCGCACGCGUCCCCGACCGCGGCAUUACUGGUGGCAUUCAUGCUCUUGUUGUGAAGAUUGGCUUGGACGGGCAUGCUGGUGUGGCUAACACGAUGCUAGACGCUUAUGCAAAAGGCGGUGGUCAUGACCUGGGCGCUGCGAGGAAGCUCUUUGAUAUGAUGGAGAGGGACGCGGUGUCCUGGAACACGAUGAUUGCGUUGUAUGCACAGAAUGGACUGUCGACAGAGGCACUCGGAUUUUAUGGUAAGAUGCUGAAUGUUGGUGGUGGCAUUAGGUGCAAUGCCGUGACUUUGUCAGCUGUGCUACUGGCUUGCGCGCAUGCUGGGGCAAUACAGACUGGAAAGCGCAUUCAUAAUCAGGUGGUACGAAUGGGUUUGGAGGAGAAUGUCUAUGUUGGAACUUCUGUAGUUGAUAUGUACAGCAAGUGUGGGAGAGUUGAAAUGGCUAGGAAGGCCUUCUGCAGAAUCAAGGAAAAGAAUAUCCUUUCAUGGUCUGCCAUGAUUGCUGGCUAUGGCAUGCAUGGUCAUGGGCAAGAAGCCCUUGAGGUUUUUAGUGAGAUGAGGAGAUCAGGGUUAAAGCCCAACUACAUAACCUUUAUCUCAGUUUUAGCUGCUUGCAGUCAUGCCGGUCUUUUGAAUGAGGGCCGUCAUUGGUACAAUGCCAUGAGCAAAGAAUUUGGAAUUGAGCCUGGUGUGGAGCAUUAUGGAUGCAUGGUGGAUCUUCUUGGUCGUGCUGGUUGUCUUGAUGAGGCUUAUGGACUUAUUAAAGAAAUGAAGGUCAAACCUGAUGCUGCCAUGUGGGGAGCUCUACUUAGUGCAUGCCGGAUCCAUAAAAAUGUUGAGCUGGCAGAAACUGCUGCGAAUAGAUUGUUCGAGCUGGAUGCAACUAACUCUGGGUACUAUGUUCUCUUGUCCAAUAUAUAUGCAGAAGCAGGAAUGUGGAAAGAUGUGGAAAGAAUGAGAGUUCUGUUUAAAACAAGAGGGAUGGAAAAGCCUCCAGGGUAUAGCUCAGUUGAGUUGAAAGGUAAAACCCAUUUAUUUUAUGUUGGAGACAAGAGACACCCACAGCACAAGGAAAUCUAUGCUUAUUUGGAUAAACUUCUUGAGAGAAUGCAAGAAGCAGGCUAUGCACCAAACACAGGUUCUGUUCAUCAUGAUUUGGAUGAAGAAGAAAAAGAAUCCACGUUGCGCAUCCAUAGUGAAAAGCUUGCUGUUGCUUUUGCGCUAAUGAACUCUGUACAAGGAUCAGUAAUCCAUGUCAUAAAGAAUCUCCGGGUAUGCACUGAUUGUCAUACAGCAAUAAAGAUUAUUACAAAGCUUACUGGACGAGAGAUCAUUGUUAGAGAUAUAAAGCGGUUUCAUCAUUUCAAGGAUGGAUUGUGCUCAUGUGGGGAUUAUUGGUGAGUGAUGACAUUAUGCAAAGAGGCCUUGGUUGUGACUCCAUAUUGGUACUCAUCAGAAUGUCAGAUACUGGGAUCACUGUUUAUGACACUCUUGACUGCAUUUGUCCAAGAUGUAAGGCCCAAUAUAUCAAUGAUAUAGUCUGUCACUUUUCAUCCUGAUUAAGCUGAAAUGGCCUGGACGGCUGGAAUACAUAGCUGGAUGAGGCAGUGGAUCAACUUAUCUUGCUGAAGAUGAAGGGCAGCACAUCUUUGGGCACUUUCAAUAGUCCUAAUACACUUGCACCUUUGUGUGCAAUACAUGAUUUUCAUCACGAUAUGAAGGUUGAAGGGCUUGUAUCAUAGUGGCUCAGCCUUGACCAUUCAUGGAGACCAGGAGUAGAUGUCAUUUUGGAGUACAUGAAUUUCUUUUAUAAUGAUUGGUGUUUUAAUAUUUACAUGUGAUGAGAAACACUGUUGGAAAGUUCAGAAGCUUGAAUUUGUCCAUCCUAGAAUUGUACCCCAAAUAGGAAAAUGGAGGCACGAUCAUUUCUUAAUAUCAACUAUGUUUGGUAACAUUAUAGAAGGUUUGUAUGCUGUUCCCAUUUAAAUGUACAUAUAUCAGUAAACAACACAUGAUACUAUGGAGGAUUAAGGACUUGAUUUCAUUCAUAGUUCAGGCUUUUGAAAUGAGGUUCUUUUAUUAGUAAUGUAUAAAAAAGUAGCAUGCACCUAUGCAAGCUAUCACCCAACUGAAUAGUUUUUUGAAGAAUCACCCAACUGAAUAGUGUUUUGGUGAAAAGUGAGUGAUUACACACCCUUUUAAAGUGGAUUUGGUAGUUGUCACAAUAAGGAAACAUAGAAUGCAGCUAAUUUCAUUGUAUGCAAUUUGAUACAGAAACAGAGCAUCUUUGAUAGUUUUACAAAUAAGUAUGGGCAAGGGUCAUUUGACUUACUCAAGUAAACAAAACAAGAGUAAAAUGCAGAAAGCCACAGAGCUAAAGCUAUCUUCUUACAUAAUUACACAUAUUGUAGAAUUCAUUCCAUAGCCACAAUCCAUUACUUAGCCCCUGGCCUGACAAACAUGGUAUGCCUGGAGGCAACAGGGAUAUGCGCAUUAGGUGAGCAGAUCCGCUGGAUGACACUGCACAUGGAGGCCACGGAUCUGAUGUUUUUCCUCCCAUUUACUGGAUCGGCAAUUGACCUUGCCAUUCCUCACCUUCCUCAAAUUGGCAAUGAUCCUCUUAUCUUACAGGAGUAACAAGGGAUACAGUACAAAUGGAGGAAGCAAGAGUGAGGAGCAGCCACAGAGACUGAGACCAAUAUUGAAGCUUCUGGUGACAAAGGGGAUGGUGGCCUCCAGUGGUUCUACACUGGCAGGAUUGGUGCCUGUAUGCGGAGUAAACCAGUGCAUUCGUCCAAUGGGCCAACACAGAGCGGAUGGUAUUUGAAAGUGAAGGAUGCCGAUGAAUGUUUGAGGAAGAGUGCUGCAGAGUUGGAUAGGAUUGUGUUUCGCUGUGUCACCCAUGUGCAAAGCUCCAUGGUAAAAAGAGAAAUGUAAUGCAGUAGAGAAAAAGAAUCCUUAAGCAUGUGGAGAAAUGAGGGUUUCUGCAGCCAAAACUGAAGGAGGCGAUGGUGGUGGCGUAGGUCAGUGUGAUGAGGGUGCUGAACUGCUGAUGUUUCUCUGGGCAUAUGUUGCUGCUUGCAAUAUCUGAGUACCUGCUGUUGCCUUUAGGUUCCACUCCUGCACACACUGAAGUCUGAACUGUAUUCUGUAACUGCCCUCUGUAAUGACGGAGAUGUACAUUUUGGCGAAUGUAUGCUCUUGGGAUAUGAUUUAUUUUGUGUCUACCUCAGAGACGUAUUUAAUUGGGUUGAACUUUGAAGUGGCACAAAUCAAUUAUCUUUAGCUAUUCUUGGGUCCAAGUGGUGAAUGCGAAACUCUGAACAGUUUACAUGGUAUACUAUGCAAGUAUUAUGGCGUA
Setaria italica (foxtail millet) is the source of this 4089-nucleotide messenger RNA. RefSeq names its product pentatricopeptide repeat-containing protein At3g26782, mitochondrial. The transcript is spliced from 4 exons. Bases 123 to 2129 code for a protein of 668 amino acids. The record is from RefSeq and is a predicted model, not a curated record. Gene Ontology annotation, molecular function: RNA binding; protein binding; zinc ion binding. Lineage: Eukaryota; Viridiplantae; Streptophyta; Magnoliopsida; Poales; Poaceae. Gene Ontology annotation, biological process: RNA modification.